Molecule: messenger RNA, 2127 nt
Organism: Penicillium antarcticum
Lineage: Eukaryota; Fungi; Ascomycota; Eurotiomycetes; Eurotiales; Aspergillaceae
Product: transmembrane 9 family protein
Exons: 4
Coding region: 1-2127 (708 amino acids)
Biological process (GO): protein localization to membrane; amino acid transport; sodium ion transport
Cellular component (GO): Golgi apparatus; membrane
Molecular function (GO): amino acid:sodium symporter activity
Source: RefSeq, a predicted model, not a curated record
AUGACUUUUGAGCCACUACGUUCCCAUCAGUGGGUGCUGCAGUUCCUACUGCUGGCUUCCUGCGUCAGCGCAUUCUAUAUUCCUGGAUACUCGGUUACUCGAUACAAUGACAACGAUCCGAUUCCUCUCCUCGUGAAUAAGAUCUUCUCCGACAAUACGCAGUUGCAAUAUGCCUAUUACGACCUCCCUUUCGUUUGCCCACCGAGUGGCAAGACACAUGGUGGAUCACCCUUCGGUUCUGGCCAGAGUAUCUCGCUCAACCUUGGAGAAGUACUGCGUGGUGACCGGAUUAUGACCUCGGACUUUGAGCUUUCUAUGGGCAAGGAUAUCGAAUGUGAAUCGCUUUGCACUAUCGGCGUCAGCCGCUCGGACGUGAAAUGGGCCCGUCAGCUCGUUAAGGAGGGCUAUGUGAUUGAGUGGAUUGCGGACAACUUGCCAGGAGCCACUAGCUUCGUGACAGUUGAUCGCAGUCGCAAGUACUACGCUUCCGGAUUCAAGCUUGGUUACCGUGACAUCUCUCCGGCUACUGGGCAAUCGCGAUACUUCAUCAACAACCACUUUACUAUCGUCAUCCGCUGGCGGAGCGCACCCGAAGGAGGAAAGGUGAUUGUUGGAUUCGAGGUGUACCCGAAGAGUAUCACUGCCGAGGGUCGCAAGGAAGGCGGAUGCCCCAAGGCUGUUCACAAAGACAAUCAAGGACUGCCGCUGUACAUCGCGCCUAAUCUUUCGCGAAUGCAAGAGAAGUAUUCGGGGCUGUCAUAUAUUCCAGAGGAUGAUGACGAUGACGACGGUGCCAAGCUUCAAAUUCCCUACACCUACUCUGUUUAUUUCCGAGAGGAGACCAAGGUUGAGUGGAACAGCCGCUGGGAUUUGUACUUCACCAACCAGGGCGAAAGUGCCAUGACUCAUUGGUUGGCAAUUAUCAACUCCCUGACAAUCUGCACAGUGCUGGGUGUGACCGUGUUUGUUAUCUGGAGCCGUACUGUGCAAGGCGACAUCAAGGGCCGCGGAGAUGGUGCGAUGAGUGAUCAAAAGGCCAAGGUCCGCUCCCGACGUAGAAGUGGGAAAUCAGAGAAGAAGCGUGAAAACCUCCUGGACGGCGACGCGGAUGUGGAACAUGAUGCAGACUUCUCUUCGGAAGAUGAGGGUCUCGAAGAUACCAGCGGCUGGAAACUCCUUCACGGUGAUGUAUUCCGCAUCCCCGCUUACAGUGGUCUUCUCGCUCCAUUGGUCGGAUCAGGUAUGCAGCUGUUGUUCAUGGCUUCGGGUCUGCUCCUGCUGAGCUGCUUGGGUAUCUUGAACCCCAGCUUCCGCGGUGGCUUCGUCAGUGUUGGCAUGGGUCUGUUUGUGUUUGCUGGUCUUUUCUCGGGAUAUUUCAGCGGCCGACUUUAUAAGACCUUUGGCGGCCAAGCUUGGCGGAGGAACACUGUUAUCACUGCUUUACUUUUCCCUGGUUUGGCAUUCUGCCUGAUCCUGAUCCUGAACUUGUUCGUUUGGGCUCAAGCAUCCAGCACAGCAAUUCCGUUCAGCACUCUGAUCGGUCUUCUCGCACUUUGGCUGCUCAUUCAAGUUCCCUUGGUUUACCUUGGAAGCUGGGUUGGUUAUGUACGCGCAGCGCCUUGGGAGCAUCCUCUGAAGACCAAUGCGACCCCCCGUCAAAUCCCAAUCCAGCCUUGGUAUCUGCGCAGUACACUUGGUCCUUUGCUGACUGGUCUUAUUCCAUUUGCUGUUCUCUUUAUCGAGCUGCUAUUCGUGUUUAAGAAUCUGUGGCAGGAUAAGACUGGAUAUUAUUAUGUCUUUGGGUUCUUGAGUGCUGUCUCGACUGUUCUGAUAGUCACUGUUGUUGAAGUCACUGUCAUCGCAACAUACAGCCAGCUCUGCUCCGAGAACUACCAUUGGUGGUGGCAAAGUUUCCUCACUGGUGGCAGCAGCGCAUUUUGGAUCUUUGCCUACUGUAUUUGGUACUACAUGUUCAAGCUUCACGUCACCGGAUUUGUGUCUAGCUUGCUCUUCUUUAGCUAUAGCUUCCUUGCCUGUGCUGUUUACGGCCUUUUGACAGGAACUGUUGGUUUUUUGGCCGCCUAUGCGUUUGUUCGACGUGUUUAUAGUGCGAUCAAGGUCGACUAA